Messenger RNA from Acytostelium subglobosum LB1, 1332 nucleotides. RefSeq lists its product as hypothetical. Bases 1 to 1332 code for a protein of 443 amino acids. Gene Ontology annotation, molecular function: protein binding. The transcript has 3 exons. The record is from RefSeq and is a predicted model, not a curated record. NCBI's taxonomy places the organism in Eukaryota, Evosea, Eumycetozoa, Acytosteliales, Acytosteliaceae.
AUGAGCGAGGAAAAGAAGGAUGAUUAUAUACCUGUAUUCCAUUACAGAGGCGCAUUGAGUGAAGCCGAUGUGGAUAAAAUGUUGGAGAUGGAGUUGGAGGCAGAGGCAGAGGCAGAACAGCUUGUUAGAGGCUUUGUAAAGGAGACAAAGAAUAAACGUGGCAGAGGUAGACCACGCAGGACAGCCUCAGAGAGGGCCAGCAGCAGUGGUAGCAAGAGGAAACAUUCAUCUGAAGACUACGACGACAUUGACUUUGACCAUCCCGCCUUCUCUCAAGCGUCACAAUCACAAUCACAGCAAUCACAGUCACAGCAGUCACAAUCACAAUCACAACAACAAUAUACCAGUGAAUCACUGGAGGAUUCAUCAUCACCAAUAAUGGAUUCUUGUACAUUUGAUCAACAAUCAACCGAUAUUCAUACAUCCAAUCAAUCAACGAUCGCCACAUCAAGCAACGACAUAAACAACAACAAUAACAAUAGUAAUAGUAAUAACAAUGGACAGUUCAUAAAUUUGGAUGAUGAUGAUGAUUGUCUCAUUGUGACUCCUUCAAUAACAUCAUCCCUGUCAUCAAUGCCAUCGAUGUCGGCACUGGGCCUUUCAUCAUCUUCAUCAUCCAUCUCGAACGUAUACCAAAUAGACGACCCUUACAUCCCCACGCCUUCACGAUCCAAACACUCAUCCAAGAAGCAACGACAAAACACAUCAUCACAGCAACUGCUACAGCUGCAACAACUGCAACAACAGGCACAGAUGGUGCACCAAGAGCAACAAGCACGGGCAGAGAUCUCCAAGCCCAUUGACCUACACCUAAAGCUCGUUGGUGAGCCAACUCAAACGAUGAGCAUCAACAACAACUCACCGAUCAAGGAACUUGUUGAGAAGUAUUGUAAAGCAAAGCAUUUGGAUUAUGAGAACAUACAGUUGAAGAUGUAUGGAUUCGCGCUGGAACACAGCAAGACACCAAUGGAGUUGGACCUUUUCGAUGGCGACACAAUCGAUGUGACGAUCAAAGAGGUGGAGGUACCAGCAGAGCUCGACCUCACCUCCUCGGCGACACUCCCCAUGUCAGACACGCCCUAUCAAGAGUCGAACGCUGAUGACACCAACAAGCUGUUACUCAUUCUGCGACAUGAAGGAACAUCACACAAGUUUAAGAUUGGCAAGGGUGAUACGUUUGAGAAGUUACUAUCUGGAUUCCAGAAGAAGGUGACUAUUCCCGCUGGCAAGAAGAUCACAUUGAAGUUUGAUGGUUUGGCGCUCAAUCUAAAGAGCACGCCAGAGGAUGAGGACAUGGAUGACGACGAUCUUAUCGAUGUUUCAAUCAAAUAA